UAGAAGUUUAAAUAGCCUCCAAACUAUUUCCACUUCGUUCCUUUCUCUUUCAUCUCAUUCCUCUUCACAAUUUCAUCACAACCAUUUCUCUGUUCGAUUCAUCUCUGUUCUCGCAGGUGUUCUAAACCCUAGAAGAAUAUCUUCCCAGGGUUUAGAUUCAUCACCGCUUCAUCAAUUCUCGUUUUCCGUUUUGAUCGAAGCUUUUUGAUUUUGAUUUUGAUUUUGAUUUUGAUCGAGUUUUUUGUGAUUUUGGCGCUAUGGAUCUUCCUAGUCUCGCUGUUAUACUCCAGGCUGCUCUCAGUCCUAAUCCGGAGGAACGGAAAGCUGCUGAACAGAACUUGAAUCAGUUCCAGUAUGCACCUCAGCAUUUGGUGAGGUUGUUGCAAAUCAUUGUAGACAACAACUGUGACAUGGGUGUGCGACAAAAUGCUAGUAUUCAUUUCAAGAAUUUUAUUGCGAAGAACUGGUCUCCUGAUUCUGAUACCCAGCAAAAGAUAUUGCAGAGUGAUAAAGACUUGGUGAGGGAUCACAUUCUCAUGUUUGUAACUCAAGUUCCUCCUUUGUUGAGGGUACAACUUGGUGAAUGCCUGAAAACAAUUAUACACGCUGAUUACCCCGAACAGUGGCCUCGUCUUCUCGAUUGGGUGAAGCAUAACCUACAGGAUCAACAAGUCUAUGGUGCCUUAUUUGUGCUACGGAUUCUGUCUAGAAAAUAUGAGUUCAAGUCAGAUGAGGAGAGGACACCAGUUUAUCGCAUUGUCGAUGAAACAUUUCCUCACCUUCUUAAUAUAUUUAACAGGCUUAUCCAGAUUGUUAAUCCAUCACUGGAAAUAGCAGAUUUAAUCAAGCUUAUCUGUAAAAUAUUCUGGUCCUCGAUAUAUUUGGAGAUUCCAAAACUGUUGUUUGAUCAAAAUAUCUUCAAUGCUUGGAUGAUACUUUUUCUGAAUGUAUUGGAGAGACCUGUGCCUUCUGAAGGUGAGCCUGUUGAUCCUGAUCUUAGAAAGUCAUGGGGUUGGUGGAAGGUCAAGAAAUGGACAGUUCAUAUUCUAAAUAGGCUCUACACUCGUUUUGGAGACCUGAAGCUACAAAAUCCUGAAACCAGAGCUUUCGCUCAAAUGUUCCAGAAGCACUAUGCAGGGAAGAUUUUGGAAUGCCACUUGAACCUGUUAAAUGUCAUUCGUGUAGGGGGUUAUUUACCUGACAGAGUUAUCAAUUUGAUUCUUCAAUAUCUAAGCAACAGUAUUUCAAGGAAUAGCAUGUAUGCUUUGCUGCAACCUCGCCUUGAUGUCCUACUAUUUGAAAUAGUAUUCCCCCUUAUGUGCUUUAGUGACAAUGAUCAAAAGCUUUGGGAAGAAGAUCCACAUGAAUAUGUAAGGAAAGGCUAUGAUAUAAUUGAAGAUUUGUAUAGUCCUAGGACUGCUUCCAUGGAUUUUGUGAGCGAGUUGGUUAGGAAACGUGGAAAAGAAAAUCUUCACAAGUUUAUUCAAUUCAUAGUUGAGAUUUUCAGAAGGUAUGAUGAAGCCGCUAUAGAAUUCAAGCCAUAUAGACAGAAAGAUGGUGCACUUCUUGCUAUUGGGGCACUUUGUGACAAAUUGAAGCAGACUGAGCCUUAUAAAUCUGAACUGGAGCGCAUGUUAGUGCAACAUGUCUUUCCUGAGUUCAACAGUCCUGUUGGCCACCUUAGAGCUAAGGCAGCAUGGGUUGCAGGUCAGUAUGCCCAUAUUACCUUCUCAGAUCAGAACAAUUUCCGGAAGGCAUUGCAGUGUGUUGUAUCCAGAAUGCAAGAUUCUGAACUUCCUGUGCGCGUUGAUUCUGUUUUUGCCUUGCGCUCUUUCAUCGAAGCAUGCAAAGAUCUGAAUGAAAUCCGUCCUAUUCUUCCUCAACUUCUUGAUGAGUUUUUCAAACUUAUGAAUGAGGUUGAGAAUGAAGACCUUGUAUUCACUUUGGAGACUAUUGUGGACAAGUUUGGAGAAGAGAUGGCACCUUAUGCACUAGGACUAUGUCAAAAUUUGGCUGCUGCAUUUUGGAGGUGUAUGAACUCUGCAGAAGCUGAUGAUGAAGCCGAUGAUCCAGGCGCUCUGGCCGCAGUGGGUUGCUUACGUGCUAUUAGCACAAUCCUUGAAUCAGUGAGCAGGCUUCCUCACCUUUUUGUGCAAGUUGAGCCAACUUUGCUUCCUAUAAUGCAAAGAAUGUUAACAACAGAUGGUCAAGAGGUUUUCGAAGAAGUUUUGGAGAUUGUAUCAUAUAUGACAUUUUUCUCUCCAACAAUAUCUUUGGAGAUGUGGACUCUUUGGCCAGUGAUGAUGGAAGCGCUGGCAGAUUGGGCAAUUGAUUUCUUUCCAAAUAUUUUAGUUCCUUUGGACAACUAUAUUUCAAGAGGAACUGCUCAUUUCCUUACUUGCAAAGAUCCUGACUAUCAACAAAGUCUAUGGAACAUGGUUUCAUCUAUUAUGGCGGAUAAAAAUAUGGAGGAUAACGAUAUUGUGCCAGCUCCAAAGCUUAUUGAAGUUGUCUUCCAGAAUUGUAGAGGACAGGUGGAUCACUGGGUGGAGCCAUAUCUCAGAAUUACGGUUGAGCGGUUGAACCGGACUGAAAAGUCAUAUUUGAAAUGUCUUUUCAUGCAAUUGAUUGCAGAUGCUCUUUACUACAAUGCAGCACUGACUCUUGGCAUAUUGCAAAAGUUGGGCGUCGCCUCUGAAUUCUUCCACCUUUGGUUUCAUUUGUUGGGACAAGUCAAAAAGAGUGGUUUGCGUGCUAAUUUCAAAAGGGAACACGAGAAGAAAGUGUGCUGCCUUGGUUUAAUUUCAUUGCUGGCACUUCCGGCUGAUCAAUUGCCCGGGGAGGCUUUGGGUCGAGUAUUUCGGGCCACGCUUGAUCUUCUAAUUGCUUACAAGGAUCAAGUUGCAGAAGCUGCAAAGGAGGAAGAAGCUGAAGACGAUGAUGAUAUGGAUGGCUUUCAAACUGAUGACGAAGAUGAAGAUGGCAAUGGUUUUGAUAAGGAAAUGGGUGUUGAUGGUGAAGAUGUGGAUGACGCUGAUAAUAUCACACUUAGAAAGUUGGCUGAACAGGCAAAGUCAUUCCGGCCCGCUGAUGACGAUGAUGACGAUUCAGACGACGAUUACAGUGACGAUGAGGAGUUGCAGUCCCCAAUUGAUGAGGUGGAUCCUUUUAUUUUCUUUGUGGAUACGAUGAAAGUUAUACAAUUAUCAGACCCAUUGAGGUUUGAGACUCUCACCCAGUCACUCGAGUUCAAUUAUCAAGCUCUUGCUAAUGGUGUUGCCCAGCAUGCCGAGCAAAGAAGGGUAGAAAUUGAAAAGGAAAAACUAGAGAAGGCCUCAGCUGCCCCAGCAGCUUCUUAAGCUUCUGGGCCUACAUUAAUACUAUUACCGUUUUUCAAAGUUCUCAGCUGUUAGCCAUUCUUUAGGAGUCUCGGCGUGUUGCCAAUUUAUUUGAGGCGUUGGUUGGCUUUGAUCAGGAGUCAGUUUUUGAAGAGUUUGCAGUUUUGAAGUUAUCGGAGCUUUAUGCACUGAAGUUAUCGAUUGGCACUUUCUCCAGCUUUUGAUUCCAAGCUUGGGGAUAUCCUUUGGAAGAAAGUGCUCUCUCCUAUCUUGUACCAGUCUAUUCUAUUUCGAUGAUACGGUUCUGUAAUAUUUAUUGCCUGUCACAUAGACGGGUGGGUAUUAGGGUCGCCAUUUGCUUUAUUGGUAUUUUUUGACGAGGGAUGGUAUAAAAAGUUUUGUUUUUUAAAUCAUGUGUCAUAAUUUUUGGGUCGCGAAUAUUGAUGAAGGCAUCAAAUUCAGGUUAUACAAAGGUUUUCAAGGGUGAUUUAUUUGUUACUGCAGGUUGUAAAAGUUAAUCUUCAUUCUUUAUAAAUUAUUGGGGGAAAGAAAUCAA
Messenger RNA from Vicia villosa (hairy vetch), 3894 nucleotides. Its product is annotated as importin beta-like SAD2. Lineage: Eukaryota; Viridiplantae; Streptophyta; Magnoliopsida; Fabales; Fabaceae. Gene Ontology annotation, molecular function: small GTPase binding. Gene Ontology annotation, biological process: protein import into nucleus. The transcript has 22 exons. The coding region runs from base 258 to 3359 and encodes 1033 amino acids. Gene Ontology annotation, cellular component: cytosol; nuclear envelope. The record is from RefSeq and is a predicted model, not a curated record.